AUUCUGCCAUUCCUGUAUUUCUGCAAGUUUAAAGAACAAUGCAUGGACGUGCCCUUACUGCCGUGCUUAUCUGCCUUCUGAAGGAAUCCCCGCUACUGAUAUUGCCAAGAAAAUGGAGAGCACAUACCGAAAUUGCUCAGAAUGCGAAGCACAGGUAUGUCUGAGUGAAAUGAGAGCUCAUUUAAGAACUUGUGAAAAAUAUAUAGAAAAAUAUGGACCUCUACAGGAGCUUGGAGAUCCUGUAACAAGAUAUUCCAGUCCUUAUUGCCAGAGUGAAGUAGACGAGGAUAAGCUAAUGGAGCAUUGUCUCACUUACCACAGAUCAGAAAGGAGAGCAGUGGAUAUAAACACUGCUGGUGAAGUUCUUGCUGAAGGAGUUCUGGAUGGGUCAUUCUUAGAAUAUGUCCAU
Molecule: messenger RNA, 409 nt
Organism: Mesitornis unicolor (brown roatelo)
Lineage: Eukaryota; Metazoa; Chordata; Aves; Mesitornithiformes; Mesitornithidae
Gene: RNF125
Product: ring finger protein 125, E3 ubiquitin protein ligase
Exons: 4
Biological process (GO): ubiquitin-dependent protein catabolic process; protein polyubiquitination
Molecular function (GO): ubiquitin protein ligase activity
Source: RefSeq, a predicted model, not a curated record